Metarhizium brunneum ARSEF 3297 is the source of this 4758-nucleotide messenger RNA. RefSeq names its product Myosin-2 (gene MYO2). The record is from RefSeq and is a predicted model, not a curated record. Gene Ontology annotation, biological process: vesicle transport along actin filament; actin filament organization. Gene Ontology annotation, molecular function: microfilament motor activity; ATP binding; actin filament binding. Lineage: Eukaryota; Fungi; Ascomycota; Sordariomycetes; Hypocreales; Clavicipitaceae. Gene Ontology annotation, cellular component: cytoplasm; vesicle; actin cytoskeleton.
AUGGCAUCGACAUACGACGUUGGCACGAGGGCGUGGCAGCCUGAUGCUGCCGAGGGUUGGGUAGCCUCGGAGCUGGUCAGCAAAGACAUUGACGGCUCAACAGCAAAACUUGUUUUUAAACUUGAUAAUGGCGAGACCAAGACCGUCGAGGUUCCAGUCGAUGCCUUACAAAGCGGGAAUCAUGCAUCAUUACCGCCCCUGAUGAACCCUACGAUGCUGGAAGCCAGCGAUGACCUUACCAAUCUAUCCCAUCUUAACGAACCUGCUGUGUUACAAGCGAUCAGAUUACGAUAUUUACAGAAGGAAAUCUACACUUACAGUGGAAUUGUCCUCAUUGCAACGAAUCCGUUUGCUCGAGUCGACUCCCUUUAUGUACCGGGUAUGGUACAAGUCUACGCUGGGAAACAGCGGGCGACCCAAGCUCCGCAUCUUUUUGCCAUCGCCGAAGAGGCCUUCAUAGACAUGAUUCGAGAUAACAAGAAUCAGACGAUUGUUGUGUCUGGCGAAUCGGGUGCCGGGAAGACUGUGAGCGCCAAGUAUAUUAUGCGGUACUUCGCGACCAGAGAAUCACCCGAAAACCCAGGAGCCCGCUCCAAACGUGGUCCUGAAGCCAUGAGCGAGACCGAAGAGCAGAUCCUGGCUACUAACCCUAUCAUGGAAGCUUUCGGCAACGCUAAAACGACAAGAAAUGAUAAUAGCUCGCGAUUUGGCAAAUAUAUUGAGAUCAUGUUCGACGAAAAAACGAAUAUUAUCGGUGCCAAGAUAAGAACGUACCUGCUAGAACGAUCGCGUCUGGUCUUUCAACCCCUCAAAGAGCGAAACUACCACAUCUUUUACCAGCUUGUCGCCGGUGCCUCUGACAGCCAACGCCAGGAUCUUGAUAUCCUACCGAUUGAGCAGUUCGAGUAUCUGAACCAAGGCAAUUGUCCUACUAUUGACGGUGUGGAUGACAAAGCUGAAUUUGAGGCUACCAAGAAAUCUUUGCAGACGAUUGGCGUAUCAGAGGCUCAGCAAAAUGACAUUUUCAAGCUUCUGGCUGGUUUGCUGCAUCUUGGUAAUGUGAAGAUCACAGCGUCCAGAACCGACAGCGUCCUUGCGCCAACAGAGCCGUCGCUGGAGAAGUCCUGUGCCAUUCUCGGAGUCGAUGCGCCUGAAUUCGCCAAAUGGAUCGUCAAGAAACAACUAAUCACUAGAGGCGAGAAAAUCACAUCAAAUUUGAGCCAAGCUCAGGCCAUUGUUGUGCGUGAUUCGGUUGCCAAAUUCAUCUACUCAAGCUUGUUCGACUGGCUAGUGGAAAUUAUCAACCGUAGUCUGGCUACAGAAGAAGUUCUCAACCGUGUAAAAUCCUUUAUUGGCGUCCUGGAUAUCUACGGAUUCGAACAUUUUGCUAAAAAUUCGUUUGAGCAAUUUUGUAUUAAUUACGCCAAUGAGAAGCUGCAACAAGAAUUCAAUCAACACGUGUUCAAGCUGGAACAAGAAGAAUAUCUAAAAGAACAGAUUGACUGGACAUUCAUUGACUUUUCGGACAACCAGCCAUGUAUCGACCUCAUUGAAGGCAAACUCGGCAUCUUGUCCCUCCUGGACGAAGAGUCCAGAUUGCCCAUGGGUUCGGAUGAACAGUUUGUUACAAAGCUUCACCAUAACUUUGCGACAGACAAGCAACACACGUUUUUCAAGAAGCCUAGAUUUGGAAAAUCCGCCUUCACUGUCUGUCAUUACGCCAUCGAUGUAACCUAUGAAUCAGAGGGCUUCAUUGAAAAGAAUCGAGACACUGUGCCGGAUGAACACAUGACAGUACUCCGGGCUACUACGAACCCGUUUCUGAAACAAGUGCUUGAUGCUGCCUCAGCUGUCAGGGAAAAAGAUGUUGCUUCUGCUUCCUCAAAUGCUGUGAAGCCCGCCGGUGGUAGGAAAAUCGGGGUGGCCGUUAACAGGAAGCCUACACUGGGGGGCAUUUUCCGAUCUUCUCUCAUUGAAUUGAUGAAUACAAUCAACAAUACGGACGUUCAUUAUAUUCGGUGUAUCAAGCCUAAUGAGGCCAAGGCAGCGUGGCAAUUUGAAGGUCCCAUGGUCUUAAGCCAGUUGCGUGCUUGUGGCGUUUUGGAGACCGUUCGCAUUAGUUGCGCUGGAUAUCCUACCAGGUGGACAUAUGAAGAGUUUGCACUCAGAUAUUACAUGCUUGUGCAUUCUGAUCAGUGGACCGCAGAGAUUCGCGAAAUGGCCAAUGCCAUCCUGACAAAGGCUUUGGGUACAAGCACUGGCAAAGGGCUGGACAAGUAUCAGUUGGGUCUAACCAAGAUCUUCUUCCGCGCUGGCAUGCUUGCAUUCCUGGAGAAUCUACGAACGAGUCGACUGAACGGCUGUGCCAUUCUCAUUCAGAAGAAUUUGAGAGCGAAGUACUAUCGUCGUCGAUAUCUGGAGGCCCGAGAAUCUGUUAUUCGUUCUCAGUCUGCCGCCAGAGCCUAUAUUGCUAGAAGACAGGCACAGGAGCUCCGCACUGUAAGAGCAGCGACUACAAUUCAACGUGUAUGGCGAGGCCAGAAAGAACAAAAGAAGUUCUUGGCUAUCCGAAAGGAUAUGAUUCUCUUCGAGUCGGCAGCCAAGGGUUAUCUUCGACGAAAGCAGAUUAUGGAGACCAGGGUGGGCAACGCCGCACUCGUCAUUCAGCGGGCAUGGCGAUCCCGUCGACAACUACAGUCCUGGCGCCAGUAUCGUAGAAAGGUGACGUUGAUUCAAAGUCUGUGGCGUGGUAAGCUUGCGAGACGAGGCUACAAGAAGAUUCGGGAGGAGGCUCGCGAUCUGAAGCAAAUUUCGUACAAGCUGGAAAACAAGGUUGUUGAACUUACUCAGUCUUUGGGGUCGAUGAAAGAAAAGAACAAAAACCUUGCGGCACAAGUUGAGAACUACGAAAGUCAGAUCAAGUCGUGGAAGAAUCGACACAACGCACUUGAGGCAAGAACGAAGGAACUGCAGACCGAGGCUAACCAGGCGGGUAUCGCAGUUGCGCGUCUACAGGCAAUGGAGGAGGAGAUGAAGAAACUACAGCAGGCAUUCGAUGAGUCAACAGCAAAUAUUAAACGAAUGCAAGAAGAGGAGCGUGACUUAAGAGAAUCACUACGCCUGUCAAACACAGAACUGGAGUCUGCAAAGCAGACGAGCAAUGACAGAGAAAAGGACAAUGUCAGUCUCAGACAAGAGCUUGACGCUCUGCGUGACGCUUUGGAAGUGGCCAAGAGAACCGCUCCUGUCAAUGGAGAUCUCGCCAAUGGUACCCCGGCGACAGCAUUGACAGGUACUGGACUCAUUAACCUCGUUGCCUCCAAAAAGCCGAAGCGUAGAAGUGCCGGAGCUGAGCCCCGAGAUUUGGAUCGCUUCAGUGCCGCCUACAAUCCUCGCCCAGUCUCCAUGGCUGUCACAAACACUGCUCAUCGGCAGAACUUGUCCGGUACAACGUAUAUUCCUGGGGUUGAUAACAUUGAAAUGGAAUUAGAGUCCCUUCUUGCCGACGAGGAUGGCUUGAACGAAGAGGUGACCAUGGGCUUGAUUCGCAACCUGAAAAUUCCCUCACCAAAUUCAACCCCUCCGCCUUCCGAUAAAGAAGUGUUGUUCCCCUCCUACCUCAUUAACCUAGUCACCUCUGAGAUGUGGAAUAAUGGGUUUGUCAAGGAAUCAGAACGUUUCCUAGCAAAUGUGAUGCAAUCCAUUCAGCAGGAGGUAAUGCAACACGACGGGGACGAGGCAAUCAACCCUGGUGCAUUCUGGCUUUCCAACGUCCACGAGAUGUUGUCAUUCGUUUUUCUUGCUGAAGACUGGUACGAGACACAGAAGACUGAUAACUACGAAUAUGACCGCCUGCUUGAAAUUGUCAAGCACGACCUCGAGAGCUUGGAGUUCAAUAUCUACCAUACUUGGAUGAAGGUCCUGAAGAAAAAGUUGCACAAGAUGAUCAUCCCAGCUAUCAUUGAAUCGCAAUCUCUUCCUGGUUUCAUCACCAAUGAGAGCAAUAGGUUUUUGGGCAAGCUUCUGCAGUCCAACUCUGCCCCAGCAUACAGCAUGGACAAUCUAUUGAGCUUGCUCAACAGUGUCUUCCGGGCCAUGAAGGCUUUCUACCUGGAAGACUCUAUUCUCACACAGACGAUCACAGAGCUUCUUCGCCUUGUCGGCGUUACUGCAUUCAAUGACUUGCUCAUGCGCCGCAACUUCCUCUCAUGGAAGCGAGGCCUGCAAAUCAACUAUAACAUCACGCGCAUUGAGGAGUGGUGUAAGAGCCAUGAUAUGCCAGAAGGCACGCUUCAGCUUGAGCAUUUGAUGCAAGCAACAAAACUCCUUCAACUCAAGAAAGCUACUCUAAACGACAUUGAAAUAAUCCAGGACAUAUGUUGGAUGCUCUCACCAAACCAAAUCCAAAAGUUGCUAAACCAGUACCUAGUCGCAGACUACGAACAGCCUAUUAAUGGAGAAAUCAUGAAGGCUGUUGCCUCUAGAGUGACUGAGAAGAGUGAUGUACUGCUUCUUCAGGCAGUUGAUAUGGAUGAUAGCGGACCCUACGAGAUUGCAGAACCUCGAGCGAUUACUGCGCUCGAGACUUACACCCCAUCUUGGCUGCAAACUCCUCGUUUAAAACGAUUGGCUGAAAUAGUCUCGGCUCAAGCUAUCGCCCAACAAGAAAAGCUCGAGUAUGGAAAUGCCGGCGAAUUCGAAGGCCAAGACGACGAUAUUCUUGAAGCAGAUGAAACCGCUGUUGAGCCUGCACAAUAA